GGGGGAGUUCCCUGAAAGAGCCGCGCAGUACCGGGUAAACGAGGCGCGCGAAGUUGUCGUGGCCCAGGGCGGUUGGGUGAGGGGGGGGGGGGGGGGGGACACGAUGCGUGCAGUCACGCGCCAGCAGUCACCGCCGGCGAGAGUCGACAGUUGACAGUCGCCCGUGAGGUCGUGCGAGUCCGCGGCUUCCGUAUCGAAUACUCCCGUGUGGCGUGUGUUGUCAAGUACACGCGAGCGUUCGUGCAGAUGAAAAACGGAAGUUCCGAAGAGUAAGUUGCCGUGUGUGACCGAGAACAAUCAGACAGGAGUAGGUAUGGUCGCAGGCACGGCUAGCUGUUCGCAAGGCAAGUAGUGCCGGGGUCCUCGGAGUCUGGAGCCAUGUUCCAGCUGGCGCGCUGCGCAGCCUUGCUGCUGCUGCUUUGGAGGCCGGCGCUGGGAGGGUUCUUCAGCAAGAGGAAGGUGCUGAUCGGCGAGCUGACCUUCGACAGCUGCAGCGCGGCGCCCGGGGACGACCCGGUGCAGUUCUGGGACGUGGCGGUGCGCACCACGGACGAGGGCGACCUGCUCGUGUCCGGGUCCAUGCGCAACUUCGUGGAGCUGCGCUCGCCCCUGAAGGCGUCGGUGUCGAUGAAGCGGAACAUCCUGGGCCUGUGGGUGCCCGUGCCGUGCAUCAAGGACUUUGGGUCGUGCGACUUCGAGGACCUGUGCAGCUACGCCGUGUCGCCCGCCGUGCAGUGCAUCCCGCUGCUGGACGAGCACGACGUGCCGUGCCACUGCCCCGUCGAGGAGGGCGUGUACACGCUGCCGUCGGGCCAGUUCCGGGUGUCUGGGACGCGCUGGGCGGGCGUGCUCGCCGGCCGCUACAAGGGCACCGUCACCUUCAGCCGGGGCGGCCAGCGGCUGGCCUGCUACAACGCCUCCUUCACGCUCGAGUGAGGGCGACCCCGGCGAGAUCUCCCCACCGCACGCACACCAACACCACCUGUGACUGCCGUCGGGCCAGUUCCGGGUGUCGGGGACGCGCUGGGCGGGCGUGCUCGCCGGCCGCUACAAGGGCACCGUCACCUUCAGCCGGGGCGGCCAGCGGCUGGCCUGCUACAACGCCUCCUUCACGCUCGAGUGAGGGCGACCCCGGCGAGAUCUCCCCACCGCACGCACACCAACACCACCUGUGACUGCCGUCGGGCCAGUUCCGGGUGUCGGGGACGCGCUGGGCGGGCGUGCUCGCCGGCCGCUACAAGGGCACCGUCACCUUCAGCCGGGGCGGCCAGCGGCUGGCCUGCUACAAUGCCUCCUUCACGCUCGAGUGAGGGCGACCCCGGCGAGAUCUCCCCACCGCACGCACACCAACACCACCUGUGACUGCCGUCGGGCCAGUUCCGGGUGUCGGGGACGCGCUGGGCGGGCGUGCUCGCCGGCCGCUACAAGGGCACCGUCACCUUCAGCCGGGGCGGCCAGCGGCUGGCCUGCUACAAUGCCUCCUUCACGCUCGAGUGAGGGCGACCCCGGCGAGAUCUCCCCACCGCACGCACACCAACACCACCUGUGACUGCCGUCGGGCCAGUUCCGGGUGUCGGGGACGCGCUGGGCGGGCGUGCUCGCCGGCCGCUACAAGGGCACCGUCACCUUCAGCCGGGGCGGCCAGCGGCUGGCCUGCUACAACGCCUCCUUCACGCUCGAGUGAGGGCGACCCCGGCGAGAUCUCCCCACCGCACGCACACCAACACCACCUGUGACUGUCAUCGCAGCACUUCCCGACCACAGCAUUGGAGGCUGGUGGGAAAGGAACAUGGAAUAUAACUGGUCAAGGUGGAAAGAAAUUCAAGACUGCAGCUUCUCUACCAAAUAUGUUUGAUCACAAAAUCUGUGAGGAAAGUCAGGUGUUUGUUGGCAUUCCAAAUAACUACUACUACAACAGACUGAUAACUGUAAACAAAAUUAGUUAUUAUGAAUUCUAGUUAGUUUUCAGUAUGUUGAGUAAUAAAUCUUUUUAAUUUUUGUUGUUAGCAUACCUUCACAGUCAUCUAACAAACUGUGCUGUAUUAUAAUACUAACAAGAAGUAUUAUUUUAUUUGAUGUGAUCAUGGUGGUUAUUGUAAUGCAAACCGUAACAAACAGUGAAAUGUACCUGUAAUAUAUGAGUUUAUCCAUUGAAUUAAAUUAUAUUUGUACUAUAAAAUGAACUUCAUAUACAAAUAUAUACAUAUGGUACCAGUACUGUACAUAAGUAAUACAUUCCUCUUUCUCUGUAAGAGAUUAAAGAAGAGAUUUAGGAAGCUAAACAAAGGUGUUCAAACUCACGGCAGCAGUAAUGCAGAUGUACAAUGGUUAAGAACACAGACUUAGUGCAAUAAACAUGACAAGCCACACUUUUGACUGACCUGGAGUUAAAAAAAAUAACUGAUGAAAAAAAGAUUUUGUAUACAACUGGUUAGAAUACUGUUUUUAUUUCAAAACUAUUUAUAAUGGGUAGCGACAAGAUUAUAUGGUGAAUUGUGAUAAAACUGAAAUAACACCGCGUAAAAUAUGUCACUAUAACAUAUAACACCGAAAUGCCAUUAAUACUCCGUUUAGCAAUGAAAUGAAUAUUAAAUGACAAAACUAAACUCAAAUUACAAAAAUGUUUUAUUUUAAUAUGGUAACUAAAUUCAUUGACUGAAAUUAAUUUAUCAUGGGUUUUGUACCAAUAUGUAGGAACUAAAUGGUUUAAAAAAAAAUUUUUUUUUUUGUUUGAUUGAGCAUCUUUUAUUUAGUACAUAGCACGUUUUAACACUGAUGCCAUUGACAAAUUUUUCCAAGACACAAAAACUUGCUAAUUAAGUUUUAUUUUUCCGAGUAGUUCUGUUUUAAACAAGCUUAUUACUAAUGAUUUUAUAAGUUGGAAAAAAAAAUAGUAUUUUGGUGAAAUAAGUAUUAAGAAAUAUUUUAGUUUCAUAUAUAAUAAAAAAAAUUACCAAAUCUUCUGCUGUAAAAAUAUAAUUGGCAAAAAAUAAAAAAAUCUAGUCUCUACUAACGGAAUAAUUUUA
Bacillus rossius redtenbacheri is the source of this 3026-nucleotide messenger RNA. Its product is annotated as ganglioside GM2 activator-like. Bases 379 to 936 code for a protein of 185 amino acids. Gene Ontology annotation, molecular function: enzyme activator activity; lipid carrier activity. The transcript has 4 exons. Lineage: Eukaryota; Metazoa; Arthropoda; Insecta; Phasmatodea; Bacillidae. Gene Ontology annotation, biological process: lipid transport; ganglioside catabolic process. The record is from RefSeq and is a predicted model, not a curated record. Gene Ontology annotation, cellular component: cytoplasmic side of plasma membrane.